UGGCCUCACUCUUGUACUCGUAUGUACUUCCCUGCCCUUGUCCUGCUCCAGUCUUACUUCACUAAGCACGUUGGCUCUGCAUGUGUGUGUGUGUGUCAGCCAGGACGCGGAGUAUCUGGGCCCCUUAAAAGACCAGAUAGCAGCAAUACAGUGCCAAGUGACAGGGCCCCUUAAAAGACCAGAUAGCAGCAAUACAGUGCCAAGUGACAGGGCCCCUUAAAAGACCAGAUAGCAGCAAUACAGUGCCAAGUGACAGGGCCCCUUAAAAGACCAGAUAACAGCAAUACAGUGCCAAGUGACAGGGCCCCUUAAAAGACCAGAUAGCAGCAAUACAGUGCCAAGUGACAGCUUAGCAUCAAGACGUGCAGUUCUCUCACACGAUAAAGCGGCGAGCAGAGGGAGGGAGAACAGGCAGGUCACCUCCAGAUUCGCCCACUUUAUAAAUUCUUAAGCACUCACCUUGCGGCACUGUCUUGUGGGUCGCUGCAGACACGACGCGGCGCAGUUAGCUAAUGGCAUCAAGUCUUGCGGGAAACACCAGCACUUCCUGCUCUGCCAAAACACAAUCCGAGGGCGAGACAGACAGACAGACGGACACCCUUCUUGGCGGCACCACGAACACGUGGGUCUCGGCCGCGCCCACUUCGAGAAACAGCCGCCCAGCAAUUUACGCAAGUCCAAUUUCUUCCAUUUCGUCAUUGCCCUGUAUGACCGCGCAGGGCAGCCCAUCGAGAUUGAGCGCACGGCAUUCCUGGGCUUCAUCGAGAAAGAUCAGGAACCCGAGGGCCAGAAGACUAACAAUGGAAUUCACUACAGACUACAGCUCCUGUAUGCCAACGGCUAUCGUGUACGAGGGGCAGGACAAGAACCCGGAGAUGUGCCGCGUUCUGCUCACCCACGAGGUUAUGUGCAGUCGAUGUUGUGACAAGAAGAGCUGCGGAAACAGGAACGAGACGCCCUCAGAUCCUGUCAUCAUAGACCGGUUCUUUCUCAAGUUCUUUCUGAAAUGCAACCAGAACUGUCUCAAGAACGCUGGCAACCCGCGGGACAUGCGGCGCUUCCAGGUGGUGAUCUCGCAGCAGGUGGACGUGGCGGGGCCGCUGCUUGCCGUGUCAGACAACAUGUUCGUGCACAACAACUCGAAGCACGGCAGGCGGGCCAAGCGUCUCGACCCCACCGAGGGAAUGUUUGGUGAGUGGUUACCCUCCCCAGGGAGCCUCUAUCCCCCGCUCCCCGCCACGCCCUGCAUCAAGGCCAUCUCCCCCUCCGAGGGCUGGACCACAGGCGGCGCCACCGUCAUCAUCAUUGGCGACAACUUCUUCGACGGCCUGCAGAUCGUGUUUGGCUCCAUGCUCGUCUGGAGUGAGCUGGUGACCUCGCACGCCAUCAGAGUACAGACGCCCCCCAGACACAUCCCCGGCGUGGUGGAGGUCACUCUUUCCUAUAAGUCCAAGCAGUUCUGCAAAGGAGCCCCUGGAAGAUUCGUCUAUGUGUCACUUACGGAGCCCACCAUCGACUAUGGGUUCCAGCGGCUGCAGAAGCUCAUCCCGCGGCACCCCGGCGACCCAGAGAAGCUGCCGAAGGAGAUCAUUCUGAAGCGCGCCGCAGACCUGGCCGAGGCCCUGUACUCCAUGCCGCGCAACAAUCAGCUUGCCCUGCCCGCCCCGCGCUCCCCCGCCAUGAACCAGACCUCCGCCAUGACGGGUUUCAAUACCUACACGGGCCAGCUCGCCGUCAGCGUGCAGGACACCGCCAACACGCAGUGGGGGGAAGAGGACUACACGAGGGUCCAGGGACACGGGGUGGGCAUAGCCUCGCCUAGGGAAGGAUUCGCCUCCAAUGCCUCCACCCCCCACUCCUCCGCCGGCUCCUCCUCCUCCUCCUCCUACGGUUCCUCCCUCAACGCCGCCGCCGCCGCCGCCGCUGCUGGCUACUCGUCCCCCUCCAACCUGGCUAACAUGACGACCUCGCCCAGUCUUUUUAACAGUACUGCAAACGGCGGCGGCGGCGGAGAGGGUCACCCCGCGCACCACGCGGCGCUACACGGCCACCACGCGGCGUCCUGGGGCGGCGCGGCGCCUUCCUGCGGGCCGCUCUUCUCUCAGUUCGCCAACAUGAGUUCGAAACAGCGCAGCGCCUUCGCUCCCGUGCUGCCCAGCCUGCCGGCCACCCCGCCUCUCACCCCCGUGGCCGCCUGCCCCGUCCCGCCCCCCGCCGCCACCACCGCCGCGGCCCCCUGGCACCAGCUGCUGUCCUAGUGAAUGGGCGGGUUCAUGUCCUCCGCGUUCACCUCCAUGGGCCACUUCGCCCUGCCGCCCUGCACCUCCCAGUCCUAUGGCGGCGCCCUGAUGCACCACGCCGCCGCCAAGUGAUAGUGGGCACCCGUGGGCGUCUCGGCGUAUGCUGUCAAUGCCGCCUAUGCUUUGCGCCCACCCUCCCACCCACCGCCCCCGCCCUGCCCACCCCACCCAUCCCCCGCUGUGGUGCUGUGAAGUGAUCUGAGACGCUGUGGUGACUGUGACGGCCGCCGGGACACCCAGUCAUCUCAAUUCCUGCCUCCAGUAACCCGCCCACCCCGCCCAUCCCCCGCCCACCGCUGUGUGAAGUGUGGCUGAGGCAAAGACUAUAGCGAGGACAGACAGACAGACAUACACACACACUUAACACCUCCUAGCGGCGCGGUGUCUGAAGAUCUAGCGUGUGUCGAGCGUGUCUGUCCGCAGCGUGUGUUGUGUGAGCGAAGAGUGACGAGAGGAGAUUCAGAAACACUUAGUAACACUUUGUUGGCGCCGCGGAGUGCAUGUGUCGUUGUUAUCCUGGCCCCGUGUCAAUAAAGGCGAGAUGUAAAUAGCUGUACAUUGGUUCCGCGUCACUGUCACGGAGAAAGGACUUGUCAGGGAAGAGAUAAGAGAGGUUGGAGAGAGAGAGAGAGAGAGAGGAGAGAGAGAGUGGAAAAGUUAUUUACUAAAACAGUGAUGCGCUUUUGUUAUAAGGUUAUUCCGUGGUUACCUAUAUAGGAGAAACAAAUGAUAAUUACCUUGUUUGUAGGUGUUGAUGAUGAUGAUGAUGAUGAUGAUGAUGAUGACUUGACUAUUGUUCUCCAAAGUUAUGAAAUCUCAGAAUCAGGUUUGUGACGGAAGGAAAGUUUAAGAAUAUUGAAAACACCCAACAAUUCCUUACCAGUUUUUAAAGAGAGUCGUUUUUAGCCUGACACAUACCAGCGUUUCUCUUCUCACCAAAAGACAAUAAUAUUUCCUCUAAGCUUUAUUUUAUUUUUAUUUUUUUAUCUCUAUUUCAUGACAUUGUACAUAUCACGUGUGGCUCCCAGGGUGUCUUGUCUCUCCCCACGGGUGGCUGCCACAGGGGAGCAGCUGAUCGGAGCCACUCAAUGCCUCCACCCAUCCAUCCGCUCGUCCAUCCCCUCGUCUAUCCAUUCCUUCUGGUGGUGACUAAGUUUUGGUGGUGUUGCUUCUUGGAAAACUAUUUUUUAUCAUUUUUUUUAAUAUUUUAUGUGAGUGAAACUACUACUACUACUACUACUACUACUACUACUACUACUACUAACAUCACUACUACUACAAUGAUCUUUUAAUGAUAGGUUAUCAAAUAGCAGUUUAGUUUAUUUAUAGAGUAUUGAAAUGGUGGUGUUGGAUGGAUGGAUGGAUGGAUGGAUGGGUGGUUUCCGACUUGGAUGGUUCGGUUUUGUGAUGCCUGGGAUAAUGCACGAACACACACACACACACACACACACGAACACACACACACACACACACACACACACACACACACACACACACACACACACACACCUAACUAUCAUAUCAUAUACUUAGAUAUCUACAUUCAUACUUACAUACAUGCAUACAUACAUACAUACAUACAUACAUACAUACGUGUUUAGCAUAAGAAUCAUUAAGUGUAUUUCCUCAUCGUGUACAGAAUAAACAUUUUCAACUUAAUUUCUUAGAUGUAUAAUAAAUUUUAUAAAAAUCAA
Messenger RNA from Scylla paramamosain (green mud crab), 3994 nucleotides. It is a transcript of the gene kn, whose product is annotated as transcription factor collier-like. The record is from RefSeq and is a predicted model, not a curated record. The transcript has 15 exons. Gene Ontology annotation, biological process: regulation of transcription by RNA polymerase II. Bases 513 to 2258 code for a protein of 581 amino acids. NCBI's taxonomy places the organism in Eukaryota, Metazoa, Arthropoda, Malacostraca, Decapoda, Portunidae. Gene Ontology annotation, molecular function: RNA polymerase II cis-regulatory region sequence-specific DNA binding; DNA-binding transcription factor activity, RNA polymerase II-specific.